Molecule: messenger RNA, 802 nt
Organism: Cajanus cajan (pigeon pea)
Lineage: Eukaryota; Viridiplantae; Streptophyta; Magnoliopsida; Fabales; Fabaceae
Source: RefSeq, a predicted model, not a curated record
AAAGACUUCAGUCAUCACUCCUUGUGCUUUAAGGUUUCAGCUUUUGAGGAUAAACCUCACGAGAGGGUUUAUCGUUUAACCAAGCGAAAGUCGCUGCUGCAUCUUCGGAUCUGCGCUUGUUUUUGAAUAGAUUUGUGCUAUUUUGGCAAGUGAAGCACAUUGAGUGUAAACUGUUAACAAGCAUGGCAAGCUUGUUGACAACAUCAGUCAUCACCUAUUCUCCUCUCAGCAAUGGUUCCAGGGAUUUCAGAAAGUCUGGUUAUUCUUCUAAAGGAAGGUGUUGCAUAAAAGCAAUGAGGAUAGAGAAAACCUUGGAGGAAUUGUACAAUGUGAAAGUGGAAAGAAAAGUGUCUACUGAGAGACUAGCUGAGCUUGGAGUUUCAAAAUGGUCAGUGUGGAAGACUGGGAAAAGCAGGUUGCCCUGGGACUGGCAGGUAGACCAACUGGUGUACAUCGAAGAAGGGGAAGUGAGAGUUGUGCCUGAAGGGAGCAAGCGUUUCAUGCAAUUUGUGGCAGGGGACUUGGUCCGGUACCCUAAGUGGUUUGAGGCUGACCUGUGGUUCAAUGGUCCAUAUCAAGAACGUUAUAGUUUCAGAGCAUAUGGUGAUGAUCAUCGAUGAUGCUGUAUGGUGGCUACUUAAAGUAACAUGCACAUCUUAUUUGGAUGUUUUAAGUGAUACAUGUGUUUUACAGUUUUAGUUUUCCAUUUUAUAGUGUACUACCAAUGUAUUUGGUGAAUGUUUGUGAUAAUUUGUUAUCUUUUAGAAGAAUUAAUACUAAAUGUUUCUGCUGAUCUUUUCCA